Messenger RNA from Octopus sinensis (East Asian common octopus), 3512 nucleotides. RefSeq names its product zinc finger protein 300-like. Gene Ontology annotation, biological process: regulation of transcription by RNA polymerase II. Gene Ontology annotation, cellular component: nucleus. The transcript has a single exon. The record is from RefSeq and is a predicted model, not a curated record. Gene Ontology annotation, molecular function: RNA polymerase II transcription regulatory region sequence-specific DNA binding; DNA-binding transcription factor activity, RNA polymerase II-specific. Bases 467 to 2659 code for a protein of 730 amino acids. Lineage: Eukaryota; Metazoa; Mollusca; Cephalopoda; Octopoda; Octopodidae.
UUUCUAUUUUAGGGAUGAUUCCAGCUGUGAUCCUGAGGUCUGAAUGUCGAGAAAAUCAUUGCAACAGAGUUUCUGGAAAGCUCUUCCAGACAUUGCGAACAAAGAAUGGUGAAAGUUGUUGUUGCUAUUGCUGCCAUCACCAACAUCAUCAUCACCAAACAAGAUGUACACGUUUGGAGGAAGGUAUCUACAGCUAUAUGACAGCCCUGGCAAGUGACAAAAACAUUCGGUUUUGCUCCCUGGUCUGACAUUGACAACAAGGAAAACACAUUUUUUUUUUACUGAAAAAACAAAAAAAAAAACAAGAAAAAAAGAAAAGAAAUAACCAAAAAAUCUUUUUAAAAACCCUAAAAAAAAAUUACCCCUCUUCCCUAAGUCGGAAGUUUAUCUGUGUCGUCUUUCUUCUCCAAGUGAAAUCCAAAAGGUUUGUGUUGGAUUUCGUGUCUCAGCACAUUUGCCCUUCAUCAUGUAUCCCGCACAGUUUAUGUAUGCCAUGGGCAACCAUCAGCCCAACAUCUACAGCCAGCCCACUAGCUUCUACCCCAAUGAACAUUUCUCAAAAUGCCACGAGAAGGGCCUUCUUCUGUCUGAGAAGUCUUUCGGUUCCGUUGGCAAGCAACACUCCCAGAUGCCAGACUCGUACCGCAAGGAUUUCUCUCCUGGCCUGAGCAGCCCAGACCACAUGCACGACAGCAGUAGUCACAUGACACAGUCGAUGAGGCCACUGGUGGCCCCACCUGGAGGCAAUACUGGAAACAUGGGUAGCGGCAACGGCAACAACGAUGGUGCUGGCGGCGGCGGUGGUGGUGCUGGUGGCGGAGGUGGAGGAGGAACAUGUGGUGGCGGCACUGGCAACAACAACAACAACAGCAACAACAACAACAGCGGCAACAACAACAACAACAAACAGUACUAUUGCACAUUCUGCAAGAAGGGCUUCACGCAGCAGAUUAAUUUGAAAACACACGAACUGACACACACGGCCGAGAAACCGUUCUGCUGUGCCACAUGUGGCAGAGCUUUCGCUCAGAAAGCAGCCUUGCGGAACCACGAAAGAACACACUCGGGCGAAAAGCCUUUCAGUUGUACUAUUUGUAAAAAAAGCUUCACUCAACUCGGUAACUUGAGCACACACUUAAGGACUCACUCGGGGGAAAGGCCGUUCAAAUGCACGAUAUGUGAGAAAGCUUUCACCCAGCAUGCAAACCUCAACAUUCAUCUGAGAACACACACCGGGGAAAAGCCUUACGAGUGCGAAACUUGUGGGAAACGGUUCUCCCAGAGGACGAACUUGGAUAACCAUAGGCGUAUACACACUGGGGACAUGUUCAAGUGUGCGUUUUGUGGGAAAGCCUUUAGCCUGCAGAUUAACCUGAGGAGUCACGAACGCAUUCAUACGGGGGAGAAACCUUACAAGUGUUCGUUUUGUGGACGGGACUUUUCACAGCAGACUGCUCUCAAGAACCAUGAACGGAUUCACACGGGCGACAAACCGUACAGUUGUUCCGUGUGCGUGAAGGCGUUCAGUCAGCUGGGCAACCUUAACAUCCACAUGCGAACACACACAGGGGUCAAACCCUAUUCUUGCGACCUCUGUGGUAAGUGUUUCUCUCAAAGAACCAAUUUAAACAACCACAGGCGGACACACACCGGCGACCUCUUCAAGUGUUCGAUGUGUUCGAAAGCGUUCAGCUUGGAAAUCGGUCUCCGCAACCACGAACGAGUGCACACGGGUGAGAAACCUUACUACUGCACCGUGUGCAACAAGACGUUUGCACAGCGUGGCAACCUGAAAACUCAUCUUAGGGUCCACACUGGCGAGAAACCGUACCAGUGUGACGUGUGUGGGAAAAGCUUCUCACAAAGGGCCAACCUGAAUAACCAUAAACGCACUCGCACUGGAUGUGAACUCUUCACGAAAAACCCACCAACUUCCAUGUCUCUGUCCUCACAGACAUCCUCUUCGAAUUCAGUGACCCCGUUGACCUUAGUUCCCGGCAUGUCUGCCCAGGCCUCAGCAGCAGCAGCGGCGGCGGCAGCAGCAGCAGCCGCAGCUGCAAGGAUUAAGGAUUCCGGCCACAUCAAAACGCCACCGUCUUCUACACCGUCGUCGUUCAAUGGUAACGACGGCUCCACUGCUGGUACCCCCUCGGACAAUGGUGCUGCCACAAACAACAACAACAACAACAGGAGCAGUUGCCAUGGCAACAGUAAACAGGACCCGCUGCAUCUGUCUACAUCGGAUUCCCAAAAGACGCCCCCUGGCCUAAAGAACAAUGGGAUGGACCCGAACCUGCUCAGUCCAGACAGUGUUGCAAUGAACGGCACCGGGGGUGAGCCCCAGCCCCACACGUCGCCUCACCCCCAUCUCAACCCGCCCCACCACCCCCACCACCCGAGCGCCGUCAGGUUGCAGACGCCGGCAGUGACCACUUCCUGGAUGACAUCUGCAUACCUGCACGAGAUGCCACAGAGCUGGGAGAACAACUACCUGUGGGCCAGAGGAUUCCCCGUCUCCCACAUGUCCGGCAGCGGAUGGCCCAACAUGCCCAACACGUUCCCAGGCAGCAUGAAGCACAAACAGAACUCUUGGCCCAGCAUUCAAGACAUGAGCACGUCAUCAAAGAGUCACGCCAUUGACCCAAACUCCACGAAAUAGCAGGAUGAGGGCCCGUUGUCCUCUCGGUCACUUUAUUAAUCAUUUGUUACUCUCUCUCCUUCUUUCUCUCUCCCUCUCUUCAUCUUUGUAUAGCCUUUGUUGUUGUUGUUGUUGUCAUGUUUGUCACCAUUGUUAUACCCACCACCACCACCACUAUUACCAUCACUCAUCAUCAUCGUCAUCAUUAUUCAUGGACCCCUUCGUCCUGCUCAUUACUAACACCUGGGGUUGCUGCAGGUGUCCCUCCUUCCCUUUCCACUCUUAUCCCACCUCACCCUCUCCAUUGAAGUCCAGUGUGACCUCCCUGUUAUGUGUCUUAUGUGGUGGUCACUACAUGGUAACAACCAGUUAGCUGUAGGUUGUAAGGAGGAAGGAUCUAAGGGUUCGAUGUAGGGUGGGAGCAGUUGCUAGGCUGACCCAGCUGCACUUGGUGGGGUCAGUCAGUUCUCCUCUUUAUUGUCAUCGUCAUCAUCCGCAUCAUGUCAUCACUGCCACUACCUCCUUUAAUGGCCAAGUCAUUCCCACCCUCACCACCACCAUCACCGUCACAAUGUCUUUGCCAUUGUUCGUGUGGCUAUUACCAUCACCGUUAUCAUCUCCAACACCAUCAGCAUCCCGUCGUUAUCCUUAGCUCAAUUAUCAUCACCUCGCCACCCUAAUCGCCCAUCUCCCCUCCCCCAUCUCAUUAUUUUAGUUAAUCAUUGAAGCAGCUUCUAAGUGGCUAUUUGAUAUGCUAAAUACAACAGCCAAAUACUUUACCUCAACCAAUCCCCUGCCACCCACUUCAUGAUCUAAAUUCUAAAAUUUCAAUUAACAUGCCUGACAAUUAGGACAUGACAACUCCCUGGCUACA